AUGACCACUCCCAGCUGCCUGCGGCUCUCUGGCCCUUUAAAGGAGACAAGGAGUUCCCAGAGGCACCUCUGGUUGUUUCUGGCCCUGCGACUGUCCACAGCACCCCCAGGGGGCAGCGGGGUGCUCCAGGUCCCCAGGAGAGGGCAGGAUGGGCCUCAGGGUGCCACCUGCAGAGCUCCCUCCUUCCGGGUCUACCCCCUGCACCGCCCACCCCUUUCUCCCCUUGCCGCUGCUCCAGGCACAGCCCGCUACUUACAUGUCGAGAACGAAAUUCGCUUGACUCUCACGAGCACCUUCUCAGUGCUCACGAAGAGGCAAAGUGGCAAGCUCAAGGCGCUUGCCCACAGCUGCCUCUCCCCUCCCUUAGCUGCUAUUAUUACAAGGUCUCCGAGCCCCUCGGUCCGCCGGGGCGAGUCAGGCGUGCAGCUGUCGCGGAGCAAGGAGCUAAGGAGCGACCCGGGCAGAACGGGAAGGGAAAGGGCUCUGCCGCCAGCGGCCUCACGCCUUCGGCAAAGAGACCCCGAGAGUGAAACCCCCGCCCCGGACCCGGAGGCUCGCGAGACCGCGGAACCACCGCCGCCGGCCCAGCCCGGCCCAGCAGGGGCCCGCCCGGGGCCGCUCCCCGCGGGAGGCAGCCGGUCACCCGCCCGCCCUUCCGGGCCGCUCCCGAGGAGACGGUCUCCCGCCCGCCUCACACCCGGACCCCCAGGCCAGGCCCCGGGGCUUCGUCCGCCUCUCACCGUUGACGCCGCGGUCAUUGGCCAUAACCUGUCACAUGGCCUGACUAGUUCCAAAGUGACUUGGAAGUGUGAACUUCAGUCUGUCUGGAAAGAGGAAAAUAGGACCUUGAGCCCUGUCCUGGUUUUCCAGUGCAGCUCCCGCCACGUGAUUUGUUUGGAUUGUUUCCACUUAUACUGUGUGACGAGACUCAAUGAUCGGCAGUUUGUCCUUGACCCUCAGCUUGGUUACUCCCUAUCUUGUGUGGGAACCACACUCAAUCAAGGAACUUCAUCAUCAGGAGUGACUGGUGCAGAGACAGGAACCAGAAAAAGAGCUGUGGGACAGAACUGA
Molecule: messenger RNA, 1071 nt
Organism: Choloepus didactylus (southern two-toed sloth)
Lineage: Eukaryota; Metazoa; Chordata; Mammalia; Pilosa; Megalonychidae
Product: formin-like protein 16
Exons: 7
Coding region: 1-1071 (356 amino acids)
Source: RefSeq, a predicted model, not a curated record